AUGGCCCCCCAAAACAAGACUCCGACCCCUGAACUCGUCGACGUCCUCAUCGUUGGCGGAGGACCUGCGGGCCUGACCUCAGCCAUAGCCAUAGCUCGCAACCUGCACACGGCUAUCGUGUUCGACUCACAAUCGUACCGCAACGAGCGCGCCAGUCACUUCCACAUGCUUCCCACCUGGGACGGCAAGAACCCAUUUGCCUUCCGCGAUGCGGCCAGGGAGAACACUCUCGAGAAUUAUGACACUAUCUUCUACGAAAAUGUGAAGAUCGAGAAGGCCAAAAAGAACGGUGACGGGGUCUUCGAGCUCACUGACGAGAGCGGAAAGAUCUGGAAGGGGCACAGCUUGGUUCUGGCGACCAGGAUCAUUGACGAGCCACUUGACAUUCCUGGGUUUGAGGAAUGCUGGGCUCAUAGCAUCUUCCACUGCUUGUUCUGCCACGGCUAUGAGCAGCGUGGCAGCGCCUCGGCCGGUGUAUUGGCCAUCAAUGACGUUGCCCCGCUGCCAAUCGCCCUCCAUGUCUCCCGCAGCGCUGCCCAGCUCGUCAAGUCCGUUACUAUCUACACAAAUGGAGACACCUCGAACGUAGAGGUGUUCCAGACUGCCAUCGGCCCGUCAGCACCUAUGACGGUCGACACCCGCCGCAUCACCAGAUUCGUUCUCGGCCCUGACAAAAUCGGCCUUACACUUCACUUUGAGGAUGGGACCACGAAAUAUGAGGCCUUUCUCAGCCACAAACCCAAGAGUAAGCUCAAAAGCUCAGAGUUGGCCGAGCAGCUCGGCCUCGAAAUCACGCCUCAGGGAGAUAUCAAGGCGAACCCUCCCUUUGGUGAGUCCAGCCUAAGCGGAUGCUUCGCUGCCGGUGACAAUUCUUCCUUUCUGAAAACAACCCCAAAUGCGCUCAACGCCGGUGCGAACAGUGCCGCAGGCACCGCCAGCCAUGUCCAGAGUAGGAAGUAUGGCCAGAAGAGUUUGAGCGAUUUCUUGCAGAGCCAGAAGUCUGCUGCGUAG
This is a messenger RNA of Diaporthe batatas, 1011 nucleotides long. RefSeq lists its product as uncharacterized. Gene Ontology annotation, molecular function: oxidoreductase activity. NCBI's taxonomy places the organism in Eukaryota, Fungi, Ascomycota, Sordariomycetes, Diaporthales, Diaporthaceae. The coding region runs from base 1 to 1011 and encodes 336 amino acids. The record is from RefSeq and is a predicted model, not a curated record. The transcript is spliced from 2 exons.